GGUCUAUAACGUUAGCCAAUUCUUGGUGGGUAACAUAAGAUUGCGACAUCGUUCAACACGCUCAGUUAUUUUUAGUAUGAUUGGUUAACAAUUCUGGGCUAACCAACGAAUUCAACAGUAAUGUUAACUGUAUAUUAGGACGACUAAUCUACGUAAUGGUAAUUUAGCCAGCUAGCACACCCAUGUCUGUCUGCCUCACUCUCCCGGCGCUGCAAAGCUUCAGUGACAUCCACAGUCAGCCCCCAGCCAGCUAGCAGCCAGCCACUAUCAUUACAGCAAUCCAAACCUGGUCAGCACUUAACUCCGGUGCUAAGGACGCUAACGGCAGUUUACUGCACCAUCGGGAAACAGACCCAGACACCCGAAUCAGAACAGUGGCUAUUCGUAACGUUACACCUCCUCUUUACAGUUAGCUAAAUCUAAUGUGAGUUCAGAUGGUGAUAUACAGUACCUAGGAUAGUACAUAUUGGUUCAAGUGCCUGUUUGAUUUUAAAUUACAAAACUGUGGAUUUUAAUGAAGUUUGGUAGAGGCCCGUUACGAAAGAGGAAUAAUGAAUAUACUGUCUAUUGUGAAAUGUGGUUCUACUAAUUCUGAUAACUUUUCCUUGAAAUGUAAACAUUCUGUUGCUCUUUUGUAACUCAGUGACCUCAGCUUCCUAUUCUAUUCUUACUUUCUUUCCUCUUGUACUGCUGACCAGAGUGACUAUAUAUAUUAAGGAACAUGUUUAAGUGCACUUGACAGAAAAGGUUCUGACUUUGGUAUUUUCAAAAAAGAGCUUCAGUUCUCAGUGUGGACAUGUGUUUUGCUUAGUCUGGAUCACCAUACAAGCAAAAGGAAGUUGUACAGAUUCCUGAUUUUCUCUCCAGAGUACAGCUGAAAGUGUGACUUAUGAGAAAAAAUCCUAACAAAUAAAGAGGACUUUUCUUACUUGUCUUGAUAAAGGCCUGCCACACUCAGAUACUGAAACAAGUGUUUAGUAAAGUAAUUUCUUACGAAUACAAACAUUCUGAGUGCAUGUAAGGCAUGUCUGAUCUGGCCACCGUGACUCAAGAUUACCAGAAGGCAGCCUCUCCACUUCCUGCAUUGAAGUCCACAUGGAUUUCACAAUAACUAUGAGCUCAAACAGCAAAUGGAUUUCCAAGGCAUUGUAUCAUUGGCUACUUUUAAAGGGAGUGUUUACUGCAGGGCGUAACUUGACACUGUAACUCUUUCAGUUUUAUUCUUACCCCUUAUUUCCUUCACAUUAAAUUCAUUCCGUGUGCAAGAUCCAUGACAACCAGUCAGACAUCCUCAUGUAUGAAGUGUAAUAAGUGGACGUUUCGGAUGUCUUGUCUAUGAUGACAGCACUAAGUCAAUGAGGGCUUGCUGACAAGUUUAUAUUAAAGGAAUAACAGCUGAUCCCAAAUGGUCCUUGUAAAGGGGAUUAUGAUGAUCCCAUGGUUAUUACUGGUCUCACUGUUCUGCAAGAGCACACAGGAUGGAAAUGGCCAAGAAAGUGGUGUCCUGCAUUGUGGAGCUCAGAAUCUGAAACUAACCAACUCCAGUCAGAUGAUCCUGUUAACAUGGGAAGACACGCCUUCAUGCUCUGCAGUACAGGAUGUGCUGAUCUAUGAGCUGGAGGUUCUCAUAGCGGACAAGAAAGAACAUUAUGAUGAAGUUGCUGUGACACCUGACCAGAUAGGAUCUUCUCACUCCUGGAACUGGACGUCAUAUUUGGCAUUGGAGUGUGCUUCCCAUUCAGUGAGGCUCAGGUCCCGAUACAAAAACCACACAAGCCAAUGGAAUCAAGAGACUCUUCCUGGGCUUGAAACAUCAAAAGCUGAGGUUUAUCCAAAGGACAAACACUUCCAGGUUGGCAGUACAGCCACCUUCUGCUGCGUUCUGCCUGCGGGGGACGUUUUUGACAAAAUGUCUCUGACUGAGUAUAGUAGUGCUGAUAUGAACACUACCAGGAUCAGCAAUCAGACCUAUGCCUUGACCGUCCACCUGAACCAGGCAUCAAAAUACAGUUGCACUGAUGUAAAAUGUGAACUGAAUCCUGAUGUUGGGGCUUGUGCUUAUAUUGGCUACCCACCUAAUGUCACGGACCUUCAAUGUGAAACCCGAGAUCUGCAAUCAGUCGAUUGCCACUGGACGGAUAAAGACUCAAGCCUACCCUUUAAGAGUGUAACAGAGUAUCAUCUACUUGAAAGUCCGACAAUCUGUGCAAAGUGGCCUGAGACGAGAUGCUCUCAAGAAGUGCGAGUCGACGCUCGCGAGAGAAACUGGACGUUAACAGCAAGUAAUCCUUUGGGCGAGGUGAAGCUUUCCGACACUGCAGACCUGACUAAAAGAGUGCACAUGUUCCCUCCUGAGGGAGUGACAGUUUUGAGUGUGAAUGCCAGAAAUGUCAGCCUGGAGUGGAAGUGGACGGUGCAACAGUACUAUAAUCUCAGUUUAAUAUGCCAAGUGAACAUUAAUAACCACGGUGAAAACACCAUAAGUGAAUACUUUGGAGUUGGUCUUAACUUUGCAGUUUUGAAUGAUCUGAUACCAAAUUGGACAUAUAAUGUGGCAAUACGAUGCAGAACAGCACAACAUUUCUGGAAAUGGAGCAGCUGGAGCACAAAUGUCAACUUCCAUACAAAGGGUGAUGUUCCAGAUGCUCUUGAUGUGUGGAUGCAGGUGAUGGACAACCAAAUUAUAACCAUCUGGAAGAUGCCACUGGCCAACCAGAGUCAUGGACACAUCGAAGACUAUGAAGUGACCUGGACCAAGACCACGGAGAGAGAGCGACAAAAUAGGACCAAAGUGGCUCCCAACAAUUUCAGUCUUGCCCUCAGUCUGGACACCACUGUCGGGCAUAUCGUCACAGUUACAGCUAGGAAUAUAAACGGCAGUUCAGCCCCAUCAACCAUCACCAUCCCCAGCUCCAAUCCAGACGGAACCAGAGUGAACACUUCUUUGAUCAUUGGCAGCAACGGUAGCUUCAACCUGUCCUGGUCUGCCAGUCCAACAGCCAGCUGUGGCUACAUAGUGGACUGGUGUCCUACCUUAGGAAAUUGCACUGUUGGGUGGCUGAAAGUGUCUCCCAAUCAGACUAAUGCCAGUAUACUUUCAAAAAACUUCAAAGAUGGACUGAGAUACACUUUGUCAGUAUAUGCCUGCACCCAGGAAGCUCCAGUGCUACUACAAAGAAGAGAGGGCUAUGUCAGAGAGAAAAAAAUACAAGACGGCCUGUUUAAAUCAGUCAAGGGGCAACAGCAGGAUUGGGAUUACGAGGUAUCCUGGGAGCCUAUAUCUCGAAGAGAGCAGACUGCUUUUAUCCAAGGCUAUGUCCUGUAUUGUUUGGACAACAACAACAACAAAGUCAUCAACUUCAGCACAGACAAUCCUGAAGCCACUAGCCUGACAGCAAGAAACCUUAAAAAUGGUUCCUACAUAUUCACAGUAAAGGCACGGACAGCAGUUGGAGAAUGUGGCGCUACAUCCAUCACUGCCACCUUGAAUUUACUGACUGAUAACUUGAUAGGGACAGUCUUCAUUUCCCUGGCUGCUGUUUUUGGUCUCCUUUCCCUCAUCACUAUUGUUUGCUACAGACACUGGACAUGUAUCAAAGAUACGGUCUAUCCUCCUAUCCCAAAGCCAGUGUUGACAUCAACGGGUGAACAUGGAUGUCGUAAUUUUCAGGUGGAUCAGUGUCACUAUAGUGAAGCCGAUAUCAUGGAUGUUCCGGAACUGUAUUGUAGAGCAGGAACACCAAUAAAUGGUUUUGUCAGCCAGGAGAACAUGCCAUUUGUUUUUUCACAAACUCCAAAGGGUUACUACAACCAGCCCCUGAAAAAGUUCACCCCACCACCCCUCACUUUACCAUCUACAGCCAUCCCAUCUCAGCCAGGGUUACCAUCUUCUCCAUUUAGAAGGGAAUUUCCUAAUGCGUCAUACAACCUGAUAAUGCAGCCUGGGAAUCAGCAGUCCAACUUCUGUCCUGAGCUUCAGGAGGGAACGUCUUUAGAGAGAAGCUCCGAUGGAUACCAGCCUCAUGGUCACCCGGAAACCUUCGCUACAAACCAGACAGAAGAAGAUCCAGACAGUCCUAUGUCCUGUGUCUCCACUUACAUAUUGUUACCACAGUCAUCUUCCAGAUAGCUUCUGCAUGCAAUGCCGGUAUGGUAAGUUAUAAGUAAGGUAGCCAGAAAAGAGAAAUUGAACACAGAUUUAGUGAAACACAUAAUUUUUAUUAUGUGUAUGCAUUUACACAAUUCAUUGUUUUUUUUAAGCAAAGUUUUAGCAAUCUCUAGGAAUGGAAAUAUCUUUAUGUCCACCACUCAGCUCUAUACUGAAAUAGCUCAGCUAGUGGGUGGAUUGCUAUGAAAUUCGUAACAGACAUUAAAGGUCCCUUGUCGCUAAAUCCUACUGACUUCGGUGAUCCCUUCACCCCUCAUGUAGAGCCACCAUGAGGUCGACGUUGGUUUUCAUUGAAAAAUGUCGACAACCAUUCUAUGGAUUGCCAUGAAAUUUGUUACGGACAUUCAUGAUCCCAGAGAACGAGUUAUAACAACUUUGAUGACUUUUCAUCUAGCGCCAUCAUCAGGUAACAAUUUAGAUUUCUCCAUUACUUUGCUUCAUGACGAAAUACCUGCAACACUAUUGACAUUACCAUCAGCCUCAGCUGUACUUUGUGUUUAGUGCUGAUUAACAAAUGUUAGCAUUCUAACACACAUAAUACAAAACAGAAUCUGCCUUCAAGUUCGGUCGGAAAAGUCAAAAUCUAUAAACGAUCUGACAGAAAAUAGUAAUUGUGAAAUAUUUGUGUUUUGUUGGGGGAUUCAAGAACACAACAGGAUGUCACACAAAUAGGCUGUUUCAUUGACACUCCCCCCGCCAGACUACCGUGCAACAAAUCGCCAGAUCGCUUGUCUUGGUGUAAAAGCAUACUAAAAGCCCUGAACACCCACACUGGUGUUUUUAAUUCAUGUGGUUGAUUGGACCUCUUCCCAGGACUGGGUGGGUGUGUCUAGACUAGGGUUGGGUAUCGUUUGGUUUUUUUCCGAUACCGGUGCUAAAAUGAUACUUUUAAAACGGUGCCGGUGCCUAAACGAUGCCUGAACCAGUACCUGAACCGGUACCUGAACCGAAAUAUAUAUAAUAUGAAAUAUAAAAAAACGAGCACAAAACGACAGUUGGUGACAUUAAAGAACGGCUUGUUU
Messenger RNA from Perca fluviatilis (European perch), 5190 nucleotides. Its product is annotated as leukemia inhibitory factor receptor-like. Gene Ontology annotation, cellular component: membrane. The coding region runs from base 1406 to 4129 and encodes 907 amino acids. The record is from RefSeq and is a predicted model, not a curated record. The transcript is spliced from 18 exons. Gene Ontology annotation, molecular function: protein binding; cytokine receptor activity. NCBI's taxonomy places the organism in Eukaryota, Metazoa, Chordata, Actinopteri, Perciformes, Percidae.